This is a messenger RNA of Durusdinium trenchii, 2196 nucleotides long. NCBI's taxonomy places the organism in Eukaryota, Dinophyceae, Suessiales, Symbiodiniaceae. The record is from the annotation of a GenBank genome assembly.
AUGAAGGAGAUGGUCAGGCUGACUGAAGUGAGUGGAAAGAAGGAAAAGGAACAGUGGGUGCCCUUUGCCACCAUACUCCACCGCUUUGGGCUCAAUGAAGCUAUGAGAAGAGUCCAGAGGGGCAGCAUCAAGGUCAGGAAAGACCCUAAAGACCUAGCAGAGUGGCAAUUUGCCCUUGAGGAGGAAAUCAAGUACAAGACCACAGAGGAAGCACAUGAGAAGCAAGCUUGUGCCUCUGGGAAGGCAGAGGCAGUUGCCUUCAUGAAGGUCAAAGCAGCUGGCCUCAUGGGGAUGGAUGACCCAUCUGGUCUUGCUGAGCAGGCUUUGGCUGAUGUGGGUGCUGGGAACAAGAAAUCUGUCCUGGCCAUCAAAGACAAGGAUGCAUCCACACAUGGUGAGGUGGAAACAGAGGCAGAGCCAAGCCCAAAGAAAAAGAAAGCUGCAGACCCUGAUGCUGAGGAGGCUGAGCUCCUAAGUGACAUAGGUGCCAGCAGCAACAAGGAUCUGGCCAAAAAGAGGGUUCUAAAGAUGGUGGCUCUGUUGGAGAAGGUGAAAAAGGAUUCAAAGGUGGACUCCAGCACACCCAAGGGCAAAAAACUGCUGGAUUGCCUGCAGGAGCUCAAGAAGCUGCAAAAGACUGGCACCAAGUUGAACAUGGAAACAGCCAAGCAGCAGCUCUUUGAAGAGGCUUUUGUUCAGGCAAGUGUUUGGCCCAAAUACAGCCUUCAGGAAGAAGACCUGUGCAAAAGGGUCUUUUCAGCCCGGGAUAAGGGCAAAGCCUUGAGGAAAGGCUACAAAAUAGGCCCUUCAGUGCAGAGCUUAGCUUUUGCAGCUGCAAAGUCUGGAGUGACUGCUCUUGACAUACAAGACCUUUCCAGCCUGGGAAACUUUGGGAGGAAUCAGAACCAUGUGGCUGGCCAAUUGACAUCGAAAUUUUGCAAGAGUGAAGAGUUGGAUGUUCCUUUCCCCUACUUCUUUGAAGCUCCUGUAAUGAAAAAAGGGGCAGACAAGUGGUUCUUGGCCACUGAGAAGUUGGCAGUAUUCCUGCCUCAUGAGUGGUUUGCAUGGAUGCAGGGCCACUCCAAUGUGUCAGGAAUAAGCCAGCUGCAAACUUUCUGGGAAGAACAUGAUCCAUCAGACCCCAAGCUACACAACAGCCCACUCAAAAGCCAAAGGGACCAGUGCCUGCCCUUAAUGCUCAGAGGCACAUUGUUCCAGUUCAGUGCUGAUGGGGAGUUUUUACAAAACGAUCUGAGACUGCCAGGGUGGUCACAUUCAUCUGUCUGUGUGCACUGCAAAGCAAACAAGUCCUGCACACCACACAAUGAUUAUCGGCCAAAUGCAAAGUGGAGGUCAUCUUUGGCAAAGCCUGGCACACCUCUGCCUGGUGGGCAUCCUGUGUCUAAGGUUCCUGGCCUGAAUAUAUUCACUGUGGCCUAUGACACUUUGCACUGUUUGGAGGAGGGUGUCAGUGCACACACCUUGGCAAACUGCCUAUUUGAUUUAAUCAUUAAACCAGGUGGCCUUGGAGCUGGGAGUCAAGAUCAAAAUUUGCAGAGAAUGUACAAGCUUAUCAGGCAGCAAUAUCUUGAACUUGGCAUUGAGUCAAGCAAUCAGAUCAAAAAAUUGACCCUGUCCAACUUCACUUGCAAAAACCAGAAGUAUGACAGAUUUCCUGAAAUCACAGGGUAUAAAGCCAGACACAUUCGCUACCUGGUCCCAGUCAUGAAAGAGAUCAUUCAGGAAUACACUGACCAUGAAGAUCCCUAUUGCAAACACAGGUGGGAGUGCCUGGUGAACCUCACCCACAUGUAUGACUUGAUGGAUUCAAAUGGUCUUCACAUGAGCAAGGAAGACAGCAAGGCAUUCAAGAAGGUCUGUGACCUGACUCUUUUGCAUUACUCUCGAUGUGCAAAGCUAUCUAUUGAUCAAGGAUUUUUACAAUGGAACACUGUGCAUAAACACCACUUAGUGGCACACAUGGGGUACCAAGCAGCCUUCAUGAACCCUCGCUUCAUGAGUACAUACUCAGGAGAAACCAUGGUUGGCUAUCAAGCUAGUCUUGCUCACAGUUGCCUAAAUGGCAGUGCACCACAAUUGGUGGCUGAGAAGGUCCUCUGGAGGUUUAGACUUGGCUGGCACCUGCGCUAUCUCCAUGGAGAGGAGGCUUUGUCUGCAGCCAGUGAUGACUCUUGA